AUGAGACGACUUUUAUCAAAACUGAUAAACCGAGCGUUGCUGACUGAACCCUUUGGACGAAUGAUGGGCAGUGAAGCAGGAGUCCACACAAAUUCUCGUAUGAGACUGGUAAGUGAAUUAUUCAAGAAAAACAAUUGCUGCCCAAUAUGUUGUAGUCAGUGCACUGCAGCCACUUGUCUUGGGUUUUGACUAGGAUACAGUUUGUCAGAAUUGACCAAAAUAGACUUUUCAAGCAGGUUAAGAGAGCUUACGCAGGAGGUUAGGAUAAUUAAUGUUGCAGGUUAUGAGAAUUAGGUUAAGGUUAGGAAAAGGGUUAGGGUUAGCUCAAAUGCAAAGAGUUUAAACUUGACGUAAAUUUCACAUAAACUGUAUCCCAUCUAGCCAUGGUCCUUGUAUUGCUCACAGUUUGAUACAUAUAAAGCGUAGGCCUAUGACUUGUUACAAUGUAGCUGCUGGCAUAGCAGCCCAUGCUAGAAUGUAACAAUUAACAAUGCUGGUAACGUUGCAAGCGACAACGUAACGUUAAUCCACUUGAGACCACAGCUGACAGUUUGUGUCAAUAGGGCUCAUCAGGUUCUGUGCGUGGUGUUGUUCACAGUACAAUUUUGUAAGCAUUGCAUUUUUAACUGUUACAGAAGUAUUUGCUGCUAUUACUUUUAUUACAAUUGAUCUAAAUCGAAAUUAAGUGUAGUGGCUAACCUAUAAUAAUAAUAAUAAUAUGCCAUUUAGCAGACCUAGUCAAAAGUUCCACAAUGAGACACAUUUGAAAGUAAAUACAUGUCUUAUUCUGUUUGGCAGCCUUGUUUUGAGAGCUCUGUUUUUAAGUUAUAAAAGUAAAAACAAAAACUUUGCUCCUGUGUGUUUUUGUCACUGUCAAUGAGGGAGUUCAAUUAACCUGAGCUAUGGUGCAUGGGUCUAUGGCCUGUGACGUGAAUGGACAAAAGUGGUGAGGGAGGCACACCCUUUUGAAAUCGAACAGUAAUCAGUGCCACUCGUGUUGUCAACAAGGCAGCAUGGUGCAUCGUCCAGAAACAAACAACAUCUCUUUUCCAUAAAAUAUAUGUUAGAAUUUCAAAUUAGUUUUCAUUGGGAAGGCAGAUAAAGCAUUUUUAUCAAAAACAAUCACUUUUGCAUGUGAAAACACAGAAUCCUACUCAUUACUCCACGUGCUUAAUCUAAAUCACUUUUGUUUUGAGCCGACUUCACCAUGGGAUUUGAACAGGGCACCUGGCUCACGCCCAGGAGGCAGCCCGGUACCAAAAUGAAUGCAAUCACUUUUCACCCGGUGCAAACUCCUCCCACCAGGGUAACCUGGGACAGAUAAUGGAAUCUCCUCAAUGAGUAGGCCCAGAGCUACAGUGAGCUCCAAAAGUAUUGGGACACAGACCGUUUUUGUUUUCUUUUGGCUCUGUACUCCAGCACUUUGGAUUUGAAAUGAUACAUUGACUGAAGUGCAGACUGUCAGCUUUAAUUUGAGGUUAUUUUCAUCCAUAUCGGGUGAAGCGCUCCACACUGCCCUUUCAUACCUGGACAAAAGGAACACCUAUGUGAGAAUGCUAUUAAUUGACUACAACUCAGCGUUCAACACCAUAGUGCCCUCAAAACUCAUCACUAAGCUAAGGACCCUGGGACUAAACACCUCCCUCUGCAACUUGAUCCUGGACUUCCUGACGGGCCGCCCCAGGUGGUAAGGGUAGGUAACAACACAUCCGCCACGCUGAUCCUCAACACGGGGCCCCUCAGGGGUGCGUGCUCAGUCCCCUCCUGUACUCCCUGUUCACUCAUGACUGCAUGGCCAGGCACGACUCCAACACCAUCAUUAAGUUUGCAGAUGACACAACAGUGGUAGGCCUGAUCACCAACAACAAAGAGACAGCCUAUAGGGAGGAGGUCAGAGACCUGGCCGUGUGGUGCCAGGACAACAACCUCUCCCUCAACGUGAUCAAGACAAAGGAGAUGAUUGUGGACUACAGGAAAAAGAAGAGGACCGAGCACGCCCCCAUUCUCAUCGACAGGGCUGUAGUGGAGCAGGUUGAGAGCUUCAAGUUCCUUGGUGUCCACAUCACCAACAAACUAACGUGGUCCAAGCACACCAAGACAGUCGUGAAGAGGGCACGACAAAACCUAUUCCCCCUAAGGAGACUGAAAAGAUUUGGCAUGGGUCCUCAGAUCCUCAAAAGGUUCUACAGCUGCACCAUCAAGAGCAUCCUGACUGGUUGCAUCACUGCCUGGUAUGGCAACUGCUCGGCCUCCGACCGCAAGGCACUACAGAGGGUAGUGCGUACGGCCCAGUACAUCACUGGGGCCAAGCUUCCUACCAUCCAGGACCUCUAUACCAGGCGGUGUCAGAGGAAGGCCCUAGAAAUUGUCAGACUCCAGCCACCCUAGUCAUAGUGUUCUCUCUGCUACCGCACGGCAAGUGGUACCGUAGCGCCAAGUAUAGGUCCAAGAGGCUUCUAAACAGCUUCUACCUCCAAGCCAUAAGACUCCUGAACAUCUAAUCAAAUGGCUACCCAGACUAUUUGCAUUGCCCCCCCACCCCUCUUUUACGCUGCUGCUGCUCUCUGUUUAUUAUCUAUGUAUAGUCACUUUAAUAACCCUACCUACAUGUACAUAUUACCCUAAUUACCUUGACUAACCAGUGCCUCCGCACAUUGACUCGGUACCGGUACCCCCUGUAUAUAGCCUCACUAUUGUUAUUUGUUACUUUUAUUUCGUAUUAUUAUUAUUAUUUUAUUUUUUGGUAUUCUUUCUUAAAACUGCAAUGUUGGUUAAGGGCUUGUAAGUAAGCAUUUCACUGUAAGGUCUACACCUGUUGUAUUCAGCACAUUUGACAAAUAACAUUUGAUUUUAUUAGAAAUUACAGCACUGCUUUAGGGGACCAAAAGUAUUGGGACAAAUUCACUUAUGUGUAGUUAAGUAGUCAAAAGUUUUGUAUUUGGUCCCAUAUUCCUAGCACGCAAUGAUUACAUCAAGCUUGUGACGCUACAAACUAUUUGGAUGCAUUUGCUGUUUGUUUUGGUUGUGUUUCAGAUUAUUUUGUGUCCAAUAGAAUUUCAUGGUAAAUAAUGUAUUGUCAUUUUGGAGUCACUUUUAUUGUAAAUAAGAAUAGAAUAUGAUUCUGAACACUUCUACAUUCAUGUGGAUGCUACCAUUAAUAGGGAUAAUCCUAAAUGAAUUGUGAAUAAUGAUGAGCGAGAAAGUUAAGAGGCAUAAAUAUCAUACCCCCCCCCAAAAAAAUGCUAACCUCCCCUUUUAUUGUAGUGGUGAGAGGUUAGCAUGUCUUGGGGGUAUGAUAUUUGUGCGUCUAACUUUCUCACUCACCAUUAUUCAGGACUAUCCGUAAUCAUGGUAGCAUCCACAUUAAUGGAAGUAGAAGCGUUUAGAAUUUUACCAUUCAUUUCUAUUGGGCACAAGAUAAUCUGAAACACAACCAAAACAAACAGCAAAUGAAUCCAACAAGUUUGUAGUGUCACAAGCUUGAUGUAAUCAUUGCGUGCUAGGAAUAUGGGACUAAAUACUAAACUUUUGACUACUUUAAUACACAUAAAUCCCCUUGAAUGUAUGUACAAAAAGUGCUGUAAUCUCUAAACGGUUCACCUGAUAUGGAUUAAAGCUGACAGUCUGCACUGUAACCUCAUAGUCAAAUCCAAAGUGUUGGAUUAAAGAGCCAAAACAACAACAAACAUUGUCACUGUCACAAUACUUUUGGAGCUCACUGUAUAUUUAAGCAAUAAGGCCCGAGGGGGUGUGGUAUAUGGCCAACAUACCACGGCUAAGGGCUGUUCUUAUGCACGACGCAACAGACCUUAGCCGUGGGAUAUUGGCCAUAUAUCACAAACCCCCGAGGUGCCUUAUUGCUAUUAUAAAUGGGUUACCAACGUAAUUAGAGCAGUAAAAAUAAAUGUUUUGUCAUACUCGUAGUAUAUGGUAUAUACCAGGGCUUGAACCAUCCAGUUUAUAACCUCCAAUUGAACACCCGGUAAUUACAAGGGAGAACCCGCCCCUGGAUGCUUCUCUUUCUAUUGGCUCAUGGCUACUUCCUAGUUCUACGGGUAGCAGACAUUUUUUUGGAAAACACACCAUACCACCUCCUCCUCCGUGCUUCAUCCGUUCACCUACUCUGUGGCUCAGAAAGACACAGCGGUUGGAACCAAAAAUCGCGAAUUUGGACUCAUCAGACCAAAGGACAGAUUUCCACCGGUCUGAUGUCCAUUGCUCGUGUUUCUUGGCCCAAGCAAGUCUCUUCUUCUUAUUGGUGUCCUUCAGUAGUGAUUUCUUUGCAGCAAUUCGACCAUGAAGGCCUGAUUCACGCGGUAUUCUCUGAACAGUUGAUUUUGAGAUGUCUGUUACUUCAACUCUGUGAAGCAUUUAUUUGGGCUGCAAAUUAUGAGGCUGGUAACUCCAAUGAACUUAUCCUCUGCAGCAGAGGUAACUCGGCCUUCCUUUCCUAUGGCGGUCCUCAUGAGAGCCAGUUUCAUCAUAGCGCUUGAUGGUUUUUGCGACUGCACUUGAAGAAACUUUCAAAGUUCUUGAAAUGUUCCGAAUUGACUGACCUUUAUGUCUUAAAGUAAUGAUGGACUGUCGUUUCUCUUUGCUUAUUUGAGCUGUUCUUGCCAUAAUAUGGACUUGGUCUUUUACCAAAUAGGGCUAUCUUCUGUAUACCACCCCUACCUUGUCACAACACAACUGAUUGGCGCAAACGCAUUAAGAAGGAAAGACAUUCCACUAAUUAACUUUUAACAAGACACUCCUGUUAAUUUAAAUGCCAGGUGACUACUGGUUGAGAGAAUGCAAAGAAUGUGCAAAGCUGUCAUCAAGGCAAAGGGGUGUCUACUUUGAAGAAUCUAAAAUCUCAAAUAUAUUUUGAUUUGUUUAACACUACAUGAUUCCAUGUGUUAUUUCAUAGUUUUAAUGUCUUCACUAUUAUUCUUACAAUGUAAAAAAUAGUACAAAUAAAGAAAAACCUUUGAAUGAGUAGGUGUGUCCAAGCUUUUGACUGGUACUGUAUACAGUGCUAUGAAAAAGUAUUUGCCCCCUUUCUAAUUUUCUCUACUUUUGCAUAUUUGUGAUACUGAAUGUUAUCAGAUCUUCAACCAAAACCUAAUAUUAGAUAAAGGGAACAUAAGUGAACAAAUAACACAACAAUUACAUAUUUAUUUCAAAAAACCAAACUCUGCAUUCCACAGUAAGAACAUCAUACCAAAGGUCAAGCAUGGUGGUGGUGGUUGUGUGAUGGUUUGGGGAUGCUUUGCUGCCUCAGGACCUGGACGACUUGCCUUAAUAGAAGGAACCAUGAAUUCUGCUCUGUAUCAGAGAAUUCUACAGGAGAAUGUCAGACCAUCCGUCUGUGAGCUGAAGCUGAAGCACAGCUGGGUCAUGCAGCAAGACAAUGAUCCAAAACACUCAAUCAAGUCUACAUGAAAAUUGCUAAAAAGCAACAAAUUUGAAGUUUUGGAAUGUCCUAGUCAAAGUCCAGACCUAAUCCCAAUUGAGAUGUUGUGGCAGGACUUGAAACGAGCAGUUCAUGCUUGAAAACCUACACGUCACUGAGUUAAAGCAGUUCUGCAUGGAAGAGUGGGCCAAAAUUCCUCCACAGCGACGUGAGACACUGAUAAACAACUACAGGAAGCAUUUGGUUGGAGUCAUUGCAGCUAAAGGUGGCACAACCAGUUAUUGAGUGUAAGGGGGCAAUUACUUUUUCACACAGGGGAAUUGGGUGUUGUGUUAUUUGUCCACUUAUGUUCCCUUUAACUAAUAUUAGGUUUUGGUUGAAAAUCUGAUAACAUUCAGUAUCAUAAAUAUGCAAAAGUAGAGAAAAUUAGAAAGGGGGCAAAUACUUUUUCAUAGCACUGUAUAUAUAUAUAUAUAUAUUAGGACCAGGCAAAAGUUUGGACACACCUACUCAUUCCAAAAUAUACUAUAGGUCCCUUAGCCUACUAGCCAUCACCUCCCUAGGUAUAAGUGUCCUUUGGGCUGCAAAACACACUUGGCAAAAAUAAUUUUAAAUAAAAAUUACGGCUUUUAACUAACUUUGACAAAUUUCUGUUUUUAUUAUUAAAUGAUUAAUAGAUUGUUUUAGGCAUACAAGUUAUGUUAGUUAUUGAUAUUGACUAGGCAUGUAGUGGGAUACCAAUCAGUUUGAAAGCAGGCUAUUGCAAUAAAGAAAAUAAAACAUAUAUUUAUUUUCUAUAAAUUCACAAUUUUAAUUGUGGGGAAGGAGAAUGGGAACAAUGGCAAAAGCAUGGCAGUCUUUCAACAGGCCUUCCUGCAGCCACAACUCUACAACAGGUGCAUUGGAUCUUUUUGUGGCCGUGGUGCUUCGAGAAAAAGUGGACUUUUACGUGUGCCUGUCACGAAUUUCGAAUGAGUCAUAGGGCUAUGUAGCGGACUAAACUCUACUCCAUGGUGAAGGAAGUUUCUGAUGACUCCACCAACUGAGUGGAGCAGAUACCAAGCUUUGUGGAAUCUAGAUCCGUCUACAUCCAUUCACUUAAGGGCAAUACUUCCAAAACAUUUAAAUUAUGAAAAGUAUGGAUUUCAGCAAACAAAGAAAGUCACGCAAAUAUAGAGGACAAACAGGUACAAGGUAGGCGUUUCAUAAUUUACAGUUUAAGUACUGACCUUGGGCGAAUUGAUGUAGUCAGAGUUGGAUUCCGCAAAGCCUGGUCUAUGCUCCACUCUGUUGGUGGAGUCAUCAGAAACUUCCUACACCAUGGAGUGGAGUUUAGUCCGCUAAGGCCUACGUGUCUAUUUCACAAUAAGCUGUGAUGAAGGGCUCACUUUGCCUGCGAUCAGUCCUCUGAUUUAGUUCACGCUCUCUAUGUUGCUGAAUUUUGUGCGCAUGUAUUAGGACGCAUCAAGGGAUUCCCGCAUGUGGGUUACAUGUCUUCAAUGUUUGCUACGUGGGGUAACCGCAAUGUAGACUACCUGGGGAUUCUAUGUUUUUAUUCUUCAUAAUUAUAAGUUAGACAUGAAGAGCUCCAAAAACAAGGCUCCCUGGAACAAUUAUGAGCCAAAAACAGAUUUGAUAAUAUAUUUGAAACAGGACUUUGUAUUAUUGUUAGUUAAAAAUGUGUGACUAACAUGACACAUCAGUCCGUUCUUGUGGGAGGAGAACCACUGUACUCGCCAGUGACAUUUAGAGAAAUAUAGUAUGCAAAGAUGGAAAAUAACUAUUUCUUGUCCUUGUGCAGGUUGUGGGACUGGGAAACCCUGGAAUGAAUGGUUCGCGCCAUAGCGUGGGCAUGGCAGUGCUCGAAGCACUUGCUUCCCGGCUUGGGGUAGCUGAUAGCUGGCGUGGUGAUAAGCAUGUGUCCGGUGAGGUCAUCGUAUCUGACAUCCAGGACACCCAAAUCGUGCUUCUCCGACCACGACUACUGAUGAACAUAAACGGUGUAUCCGUGGCCAAAGCAGGUGAGGAAUCUUGUCUUCUUGAUGUCUUUUGACAUUUUAUGUAUUUUGAGUUUUGACUGUCAGAGGAAUUAUACCAAAAGUAGGCUAUGUGUACUGUGAAUGAAUUGUUAAUGAUAUUUUGUUUUUAAUUACCUUGAAUCAAGCGGGUAAAUACAGCAUCAAGCCUGAGCACAUACUACUGGUUCAUGACGAGUUGGAUAAGUCUCUUGGAAAGCUUGCUAUGAAACAAGGAGGGAGUGCCAGGUGAGUUGAUUCCCAGACAGUUAUCAGCCUGACUAAUGAUGCUAUCUGACAACAAUGUGAUCUUCCCAAGUUUGUGCUCAUUUUAGAUGUUGUUGAUUGACAGGGGUCACAAUGGUGUGCGGUCCUGUGUUGAGUGUCUGCAGACUGAUGUAAGUAGCUUUCCACACAGACAAAUACUCUCCCUUCCCACAUUGGGAGGAAUUGAGAGAUGACUGUUCCCUUUGACACAUUUUGGGAAGGUGCUAGAGAAUCCAGAGAAAUGUCAUGUCUGUCAAAUGGAACUGUUGUCUGGGGGGGUUGGGCGCAGAGUAAAAAGUCAAAUGUAUUUAGCAAGAUAGACAAUAAGGUACAAUUAUAUUAUUGUGCCCCCCAGGUGAUGCUCAGACUGCGUGUUGGGAUUGGCAGACCAUCAGGUAAAACAUCAGUGGACCGCCAUGUUCUGGGCCGCUUCUCUCAGGAGGAGCAGAAGGUUCUGAGGGGGGUUUUAGAAGAGAGUGUGGACAUUCUCCUCUCCCAGCUCACUGACAAGGAGAAUGUGCAGUCCCCACUCUCGCCACCUGGAGGCAGACCAGCAUCACAGACUGGGAAACCAAGGGAGCGUUUAAGCUCUCCAGGAAAGGACACAACAGCUGGCCAGACCUGA
This is a messenger RNA of Coregonus sp. 'balchen', 8302 nucleotides long. Lineage: Eukaryota; Metazoa; Chordata; Actinopteri; Salmoniformes; Salmonidae. The record is from the annotation of a GenBank genome assembly.